This is a messenger RNA of Phragmites australis (common reed), 822 nucleotides long. RefSeq lists its product as uncharacterized. Bases 66 to 521 code for a protein of 151 amino acids. The record is from RefSeq and is a predicted model, not a curated record. NCBI's taxonomy places the organism in Eukaryota, Viridiplantae, Streptophyta, Magnoliopsida, Poales, Poaceae. The transcript has 2 exons.
GGAGAACAGAUAAGGCAUCUCUGUCGCCCGCUAAACCACCCGCAGCGAGCCAUCUCUGUCUGUCCAUGACGAGGGGCCUCAACGCUGCUCUCUCGUUCCCGUCGCGUCUCGGCGCGAGCGUGGCACCGUCUCCCGGCCGGCCGAUCCGUGUCACCGUCAGGCCAGCGGGCUGCCGGCGGCGCGGCCUCAUGGUCGUUCGGGCCGGCGGGCCGCCGAGCACGAACGCGCUCAUCCUGGCGUUCGUGCUGCCGCUCUCCCUCUUCGUCGGCACCCUCAUCACAGCAGCCCGCGUCGCCGAUGACCUAGACGAGCGCUUCCUACGGGAGAUGGAGAUCAACCAAGCGAUAAUGGAAGAGAACGAGGCAUCUGGUGAAGACAGUGGUGACGAGGAAGAUGACGACAGAGAGUAUGAUGAAGGGGAGGAGGAAGAGGAGGAUGAUCAGCCGCCGGUGGAGAUAAAAGAAGCCGUCGUCGUUGGUGCUGCUCCACGCGCCAGGAACAGGCCGAGAAGGCAAGUAUAAGACCGAGGAAAGCUGUGUUUUUCGCUGUUCCGAGUUUGGUGACUCCUGGAAAUAUGCUUGCAAAUGCUCUUGUUUGAUCGGCAAAGCACGCAUGUUAUAGCCAAAGCUGAAGUAGAACUGUGAAGUUGUCCUAUGCGGAUCAGAGAAUGCAACCUAUUAGAUGAAGGAAGUGCAGGUUACACAAAGUUUUGGAGUUUGGUUGUGCUAUUGGUUACGGACAGUAUUGUAUCAGAAGUUCAGAACUGCAUCAAACAGUUGAAACUUCCUAACGAAUAUAGUUAUUUACUUGUCAGCAAAUGCA